Messenger RNA from Pocillopora meandrina, 1859 nucleotides. The record is from the annotation of a GenBank genome assembly. Lineage: Eukaryota; Metazoa; Cnidaria; Anthozoa; Scleractinia; Pocilloporidae.
AUGCAAAGAUACUCUUUUCAAGUGCCAAUUUCCAGACUUGGUACGUUCAUCGGCUAAAACACAAAGAGCGAUAAUAUCCUGCCAUGAAGAAAUCUGUUGUUUUUGUGUCUUAUCUCUAGCCUGGAACAAAGAAAAAAUUCCAAGGCCCCAUGAGGAAUCGAGCCACAGACCUUUCGGAUUCCGCUUCAGAGUACUGUACUCUACUGAGGACUAGGCGAUCAUUAAGUUUAUAUGUGACACUCAAUCGCCAUACUGCUGGGAUGAGCAAUGUCGAAAGCCCCGUGUGGUUAAAUAGAAACGGACAGUUGCUGGAUUUUAAGCUCGUUAUUGAAAUAAAGAAAGACCCAAGAAGUUCAUUCGUCACUCAGUUUAAAUCCUUAUCCUUUAUUUUUUGCAGGUACGAAAUAAGCUGGAAAACUGCUUUUACGCUGUAAAGAGGAUUCCUCUGAAUCCAACGAAUACUCAGUUAAACAAGAGGAUCAUGCGUGAAGUACAGCUGAUCAGCCGUCUGAAUCACGAGAGCGUCGUUAGGUGAGGAUGUAAUAGGGAGUUAAAGAAACGACAACGGCGACGCCAUGGACAACAUCGAUGACACAAUGAACUUAUAUUUUAACUUCGAAUCUCACAAUACUCUAAAGUCAUUUAGUUUGUUUCUCACUGUCAAAGCUAUCUCGAUAAUGAAUAUGGAACGCAGCGUUAAAUUAGAAAUAGAAAUUUAAAUUAUUAGCCGUCUGUGUUCACGUUUUUCAGACGCAGAGUUUGGUCAUUUCAAGUCACUGCUUUUUAGAGAACGCAAAGAAAUUUAUUAAGAUUUAUAACGCACGUCAGUGCACAGUCACUGCUCUGCUCAUUAAACCUUUUGUUUCCAUUGCCUUCGUGGUUUUCUUAAUCUUCCUGAUGAAUCAUUACUGGCGAAGUUAGCGUUUACGCACAAAUCGCGCGUAUAGACAGGCAACAAACUUUCGUGGGACAUGUAAACACAGAGUGAAUCUGCACAAGGGAGAAGAUUUGAAAUUAAAAAAAGUUCUAAUGAGAAUGGUAGGAAAAAUACCACUGAGUUAACACAUUGUCUAGUACAACUGUAUUACAGAAGGCUGGAUUUAAUUUUUUUUUAAUUCCCAGAAAGGAGAACAAGCAAAGUGAUUACGGGAGGGCAUUUUGAGUGUGGGUGAAUUUUGCUUGGUCCUCUUUUAAGCAAGUGCCUCUUUUUACGUCCGUAGCUGGGUGGUUUUACAAGUUCUAAUAACUGUUGUUAGUUUGGGAAGAAGAUUUGCAUUGAGUUAGUAAAGUGGUUGUCGUAAAGGAAAUUUUGACAAUGUGCAUUAUAAGGCGCCUUUAAAGGGAAACGGAGCGCAGUGCAUUACAAACUAUUAUGUAAUUUAUUAAUCUAUUAAAGCUGUACUUUAGUGGGAGAACGCUUAGCUCUCCAACCAGUCUACCAGCAUUCCACUCUUAUUAUCGACAAUAGAUAACCCAAAUCAAAUUUCAUCAUGGAGCAGAUAAACCAGUUGGUUGUUAGUUGGCUAUUGUCGAAGAGUCUCGCUAGGAACCACUAAAAACAAAUUAAACAGGUACUUACGGCGAGACUCGAACGCAGGAUCUCCGAAGCACUCGUCCGACCCGUUUACAACUGGUGGUUCACGCAGCCUUCUUAAUAGUUACAUUUUCCCUUCUGUAGAUAUUACUAUUCCUGGAUCGAAAUCGCUGAGGAACAGCAACAGGAAAAGGUUCAAACAGCAGACGGGAAACCUCCCAGGGACGUGCCAUCAUCUGUUUCAUCUGAAGAAAGUCUAAUGAAAUUCAAUAAGAUCGAAGCCCCAAGUGUGAGAGAAAGUAGAAGUGACGUAGAAGAAUCUUGG